This is a messenger RNA of Cyprinodon variegatus (sheepshead minnow), 1965 nucleotides long. Its product is annotated as protein unc-119 homolog B-like. Bases 163 to 894 code for a protein of 243 amino acids. The record is from RefSeq and is a predicted model, not a curated record. Gene Ontology annotation, cellular component: cilium. The transcript has 5 exons. Gene Ontology annotation, biological process: nervous system development; lipoprotein transport; cilium assembly. Lineage: Eukaryota; Metazoa; Chordata; Actinopteri; Cyprinodontiformes; Cyprinodontidae. Gene Ontology annotation, molecular function: lipid binding.
AGAGCUUGACCGCUCAUCGACAGCUCUCCCGACGUUCGACAUAUGCGCCGCCAUCUUCCGCUCCCUACGCCUCUCCUCCCAGUGUUUUUAUUUUUAUUUUUUUGUCCAAGAAGCGGGUGAAGAGCAGGAGCCGAGAAGCCGAGAUAGAUUCAGUCUGCAGCGAUGAGCGGAGCCAAAGCCCGCAGCGACGCGCCUGUUGCUGAAAACGUCUCCAGCGGCGGGCACGGCUCUACCGGCCCUCCGCGGGACCGCAAGCCCGGCGGAGGCGUCUUGAAGAGGCUCAAGUCCCGGAGAAGCCAGCUGGAAGGCAGGCCGGUGACCGAGGAAGAGCUGCGGGCGAAGAGUGAACCUAUCCGUCCGGAGGAUGUGCUGGGGCUGCGAGCUGCUACCAGAGGAUACCUUUGUAAACCUGAGGACAACAUUUACAACAUUGACUUUGUUCGUUUUAAAAUCAGAGACCUGGAAAGCGACACCGUCCUGUUUGAGAUCGCCAAACCUCCGCUUUCAGAUGAUGAGGAGGAGAACAGGGACGGAGACGGCACAGCGGGCCGAUUUGUUCGUUACCAGUUUACGCCGGCUUUCCUUCGUCUGAGGACUGUGGGAGCUACGGUGGAGUUCACGGUUGGGAACCGGCCCCUAAACAACUUCCGGAUGAUCGAGAGGCACUACUUUCGUGAACAUCUGCUCAAGAGCUUUGACUUCGACUUUGGCUUCUGCAUCCCAAGCAGCCGUAACACCUGUGAGCACAUCUACGAGUUCCCUCAGCUCUCCGACAGCCUGGUGCAUCAGAUGGUGGAGUUUCCUUAUGAGACGCGGUCGGACAGUUUCUACUUUGUCGACAACAGACUGGUCAUGCACAACAAGGCCGACUACGCCUACAACGGAGGACAAUGAUGGUGGCUUCCUGGCAUGCGAGGAUCUGCUGCUCACAUCUGUUGACAGACAUGUACACACAUGCAUGCAUUCUGCAGAACAUCCAACUCGAACGUUCACCCAUGCCGGCGCUCUUACAGGCUUGUUGAAGCUGCCUCUUGUUUCAUAGAGGUCCAGCGCCGGCUUGUUUCAUUUUCAUGGUGUUUUCAUCUUGCUGCAAGUUGAUGGUAGUCUUCAUUAGACAUAGGAACAGGAAGAGGCUCCAUUUAUCAUCAGUUGUUUAGUUUAAAAUGUUGACAGAUAUUUAUUUGAUACUUAUAAAGAGGGCUAAUCACUAAUGGCUGUGGAACAUGUGUUUAAAACAGGUCAAACAGCCAUUGGAUGGAUGAUCAGACUUCUUUUAAGUGUUCCGGCUAUACUAUUGAAAUCGCCAACACACACACAUGCAGGCAUCUGAACACACACUCAAUCCCCAAGUGGCACCCAUAGUGUUUGUCAGAAGCAGCUGCCGCCUCCGCAAUCCACUCCAGACAACACCAGGGGAGAGGAGGGGAAAAAAAGAGAAACGAUCCACAAAAAACAGGCAUGUCAAACACACAUGGUUACUCCUGCAUUCUCCUCUCUCUAUCCCUUUCAUUUCUACACAAAAAGACACGUCCGCACUAGAGCCGAGUCUCAUCAAAGGUUUUUUUUUUCUUUUAAAUUUAAGCCUGUUUGAUUUUAACAUGAAACAAGAUCAGGUAACAGCUAACUCUGCUUUAAUUCUUCAAUAAUCUGUUAAAUAAAAACAGCCAACAGUUUGAAAUAGAAAAUCUGUUUUUAAGAGCGUUUUAAUAUCAUGAUGCAUGCAAUGAUACGUCUUAAGAAAAUAUUUAUGUAAAGAAAAAGAAAAAAUAAAAAAGUACGGAUAUUCAUUUCAAAGAAUAUGGAACAUUUUGGUUUUAACGUGAUGGGGUGUUUAUUGAAAGAAGAUCUUUUGCAUUUAAGAAUAUUUAAAUAGGAGGAAGAAUCUUGAAACGCUAAUAAGUGAAAUAUUCAUUUCAUGAUGAAAUGUUGAACAUAACGUGAAAAUAAAGAGAUAAAAUCGUGAAA